Messenger RNA from Nematolebias whitei (Rio pearlfish), 1477 nucleotides. RefSeq names its product insulin-like growth factor 2b (gene igf2b). Lineage: Eukaryota; Metazoa; Chordata; Actinopteri; Cyprinodontiformes; Rivulidae. The record is from RefSeq and is a predicted model, not a curated record. Gene Ontology annotation, molecular function: growth factor activity; hormone activity. The coding region runs from base 91 to 738 and encodes 215 amino acids. Gene Ontology annotation, cellular component: extracellular region. The transcript has 4 exons.
UAGCCUCACCAACUGGGAAACUAACUCACCUGCAACAUCUCCAAGCAAAAGACAACAAUAAAGCUCCCACCACCUUUACUGCCAUCUGCCAUGGAAACCCAGCAAAGACACGGACUCCACGCACUUUGCCACACCUGCCGGAGAACAGAGAACAGCAGAAUCAAGGUCAAGAAGAUGUCCUCGUCCAGCCGCGCGCUGCUCUUCGCGCUGGCUCUCGCGCUCUACGCGGUGGAAAUGGCCUCGGCGGAGACGUUGUGUGGGGGAGAGCUGGUGGAUGCGCUGCAGUUUGUCUGCGAAGACAGAGGCUUCUAUUUCAGUAGACCAACCAGCAGGGGUAACAACAGGCGCUCCCAGAACCGUGGGAUCGUAGAGGAGUGUUGUUUCCGUAGCUGUGACCUCAACUUGUUGGAGCAGUAUUGUGCCAAACCGGCCAAGUCUGAGAGGGACGUGUCGGCUACCUCUCUACAGGUCAUACCCGUGAUGCCCACACUAAAGCAGGAAGGCCCGAGGAAGCAGCAUGCGACCGUGAAGUAUUCCAAAUACGAUGUGUGGCAGAGGAGGGCGGCCCAGCGGCUCCGGAGGGGCGUCCCUGCCAUCCUGAGGGCCAAAAAGUUUCGGAGGCAGGCGGAGAAGAUUAAAGCCCAGGAGCAGUCAAUCUUUCACAGGCCUCUGAUCAGCCUUCCCAGCAAACUGCCCCCCGUGUUGCACACCACGGACAACUUUCUCAACCACAAAUGAGCCCGCUGCCAGCCCUUUGCACAGACAAGAGUAUGAGGGUGACAAAAAAGACUAGGGGAUUAUAGCUUUGUCUCUGACGUCAUUUCUGUGGCAGUCCUCUUUGACCUUCCCUGCCCUGUCCAGGCCCACCAGUCCCUCCCCCCUGCUUUAGUCCACUACGUCUUGAACCCAUGGCCCUUUUCUAAUGCCCACCACCCCACCCCCAUUUAAACCUCAGCCACCCACCCUUCUCUGGCACACAAACAUGCUUUCACAUUCUUCCUGUCUGAACUCUUUAGCGCCUUUUCUCUUUCAGUCACAGAUACAAAAGGAACAAACACAAAAGUUGAAAAAAACUUUAACAAUUUGGCUGAAUGCAAUUCAGGUGGAUCCCUAAGCAAAAGAGAAACGGGAAGGGGGAAAAGAAGAUGAAAGAGAUCUGUGUUUCCAAGUGUCAAGAGGACACCUAGCAGAUUUUUUUUUGUCCUGGUGGAAGACAACUGAAAGUGAAGAGCAGCUCGCAUGAAAGAAUUCAUUCCACUUCAUUUUUCCUGAGGCAAAAGAAAAUCUCUGUUAGUUCUUUUUCCUAUUAGUUUGCACCUCUACCUAUAAAGGGACUUCCACACUGUAAGGAAUUAUUUUGCAAAAUUAGAUUCCUGUUCCAGCACCUUUUUUGACCACAAACAAAAAGCAGAAGAAAAAAAAAAAGUCUGCAAAAUUGCACAUUGCCACGGAUUACGUCAAAGUAAAGAAAAAAAAA